Messenger RNA from Eurypyga helias (sunbittern), 1413 nucleotides. RefSeq names its product glycogen phosphorylase, liver form-like. NCBI's taxonomy places the organism in Eukaryota, Metazoa, Chordata, Aves, Eurypygiformes, Eurypygidae. Gene Ontology annotation, molecular function: pyridoxal phosphate binding; glycogen phosphorylase activity. Gene Ontology annotation, cellular component: cytoplasm. The annotation marks the transcript as partial. The transcript is spliced from 11 exons. The record is from RefSeq and is a predicted model, not a curated record. Gene Ontology annotation, biological process: glycogen catabolic process.
GCCUGGGACAUCACCAAGCGCACCUUCGCCUACACCAACCACACGGUGCUCCCCGAGGCCCUGGAGCGCUGGCCCGUGGACCUGGUGGAGAAGCUGCUCCCCAGGCACCUGCAGAUCAUCUAUGAGAUCAACCAGAGGCACCUGGAUCACAUCGCAUCCCUCUUCCCUAACGACGUGGACCGGCUGCGGAGGAUGUCCCUGAUAGAGGAGGGAGGCACGAAGAGGAUCAACAUGGCGCAUCUCUGCAUCGUCGGCUCCCACGCUGUCAACGGCGUGGCCAAGAUCCACUCCCAAAUAGUCAAGACUCAAGUCUUCGAGGAUUUCGCGGAGCUGGAGCCGGAGAAGUUUCAGAACAAGACCAACGGCAUCACCCCGCGGCGCUGGCUCCUGCUCUGCAACCCGGGGCUGGCGGAGCUCAUCGCAGAGAAAAUAGGGGAGGACUACGUGCGGGACCUGAGCCAGCUGACGAAGCUGCACGAGUUCGUGGAUGACGACCUCUUCAUCCGGGAAGUCGCCAAAGUGAAGCAGGAGAACAAGGUGAAGUUCGCACAGUACCUGGAGAAGGAGUACAAGGUGAAGAUCAACCCGUCCUCCAUGUUCGAUGUGCACGUGAAGAGGAUCCACGAGUACAAGCGGCAGCUGAUGAAAUGCCUGCAAAUCGUCACCAUGUACAACCGCAUCAGGAGGGAGCCGGCGAAGCUGUUUGUGCCGAGGACGGUGAUCAUCGGGGGCAAGGCUGCCCCGGGAUAUCACAUGGCUAAAAUGAUCAUUAAGCUCAUUAACGCUGUGGCUCAAGUGGUGAACAACGACCCCGUUGUAGGGAGCAAGCUGAAGGUCAUCUUCCUGGAGAACUACAGGGUCUCGCUGGCAGAGAAAGUGAUCCCUGCUACCGACCUGUCGGAGCAGAUCUCCACGGCGGGCACUGAGGCGUCAGGUACGGGGAACAUGAAGUUCAUGCUGAACGGGGCUCUGACCAUCGGCACCAUGGAUGGAGCCAACGUGGAAAUGGCCGAGGAGGCUGGAGAGGAGAACCUCUUCAUCUUCGGCAUGAGGGUGGAGGACGUCACGGAGCUGGACAGGGAAGGGUACAAAGCCCACAGGUACUACGAGCGGCUCCCCGAGUUGAGGCAGGCCAUCGACCAGAUCAAGGGUGGCUUCUUCUCCCCGCAGGAGCCUGACCUCUUCAAAGACGUGGUCAACAUGCUCUUCCACCACGACCGGUUUAAGGUUUUUGCAGACUACGAGGCCUACGUGAAGUGCCAGGAGAAGGUCAGCGAGCUGUAUCUGAACUCCAAGGCGUGGACCAAGAUGGUCAUCAGGAACAUCGCAGCGGCCGGCAAGUUCUCCAGCGACCGCACCAUCAAGGAAUACGCCCGGGACAUCUGGCACGUGGAGCCCUCCGACCUGAAGAUC